GUGUACGGACAACAGUGUACGCUUGAGUGUUUACGUGUUUAUGUGUCGGUGCAUGUGUAUGUGGUCGCGAUUUUUUUGUCCAAGAGACUCGAACUGUAAAUUCGUCAGCUGGCGUCAAUAAGAUGUUGGAGUUCUAUCCAAUGCCCACGAAUCUGAAUCCAGUCGGUGGCGGCCUGUACUCGCUACAGCAGAAUCACGGUGGCGCGCGGUUCCUGGACAGUCCGAGUCCCAGUGUCAUGACCAGUGCCACAGCCGCCUGUCUGGCCGGAAGCAGCAACACGAGUAUCAACAACAACAGCAACAACAACAACAACAAUGUACACAUUAGCAACAACAAUUUGCCAACAAGCAUUUCCGGCAACAACAGCCCGACAGCAACGGCUUCAUUAACGGGCCCCGUAAUUUCCGCACAGCACCAACACCAACAACAGCAGCAACAGCAACACCCACACCAGCCCCACCAUCAGCAGAAUCCACACCAACAGCAACACGCAGCCUCGACCACGUCAGUGCCAAUUAACAGCUGCCCUACGCCCACAGGACACAGCCCCAACAACAGCAACAACUCCGCCUGCAACACAUUAACAGCUGCUGCUGCUGCUUCUGCUUCUUCUGCGGCAGCGCCACCAGCAACAGCUCCCUCAGUCGCCUCCUCGUCAUUAGGCGGAGCAGCCACGUCUGCUUCUGCUGUUUCUGCUGCUGCGUCUGCGACCUCGACGACGGCAUCGGGACUGACAUCGGCAGGAGGAGCGUCAACGGCGUUGGCGUCCGCGGCAGCAUCGAAAUUGUCUGCCGAUUGUAGUGGACGCACAGAAGUGGGCCACAUCAAAUGCGAGAAGAACUUCGAGCUGUGCGAGGGCUGUGGCCAGAAGAUCCACGACCGCUAUCUGAUGAAUGUGGGCGAGGCCAACUGGCACGAGCAGUGCCUGGCCUGCUGCUACUGCGGCAUGCAGCUCCACAACACCUGCUACGUGCGCAACUCCAAGCUCUACUGCAAGAUGGACUACGACCGCUUGUUCGGUGUCAAGUGCGCCUCCUGCUGCCAUGCGAUCCUGCCGCAGGAGCUGGUGAUGCGGCCCAUCCCCAACUUCGUCUUCCACCUGCCCUGCUUCGUCUGCUAUGCCUGCCGCCUGCCCCUCCAGAAGGGCGAGCAGUUCAUGCUGCGCGACGGCCAGCUGUUCUGCUACCGCCACGACCUGGAGAAGGAGAUGUUUCUGGCCGCGGCAGCUGCCCAGCACUGCGGCUUCGUGGGGCUGGAUGAGGAGGAUCUGCUGCGGCCACGGGACGGACGGCGGGGUCCGAAGCGACCACGCACCAUUCUCACUUCGCAGCAGCGGAAGCAGUUCAAGGCCUCCUUCGAUCAGUCGCCCAAGCCCUGCCGCAAGGUGCGCGAGGCCCUUGCCAAGGACACCGGACUAUCGGUGCGCGUGGUUCAGGUGUGGUUUCAGAACCAGCGAGCCAAGAUGAAGAAGAUACAGCGCAAGGCCAAGCAGAAUGGUGGCAGCUCGGGCGGAUCUGGAGGCGGCCGUGGCACAGGCAACUCCAGCGCUGCCGAUGACAAGGAGUCCAAUGAGAAGGAGGACAAGUGUGUCAAGCAGGAGAUGGGCGGCGAUAGCUCGGGCUAUCUGGGUGGGCUGGACAACGCCUUUGCCAGCCAGCCACUGAAUCCCAACUUGCCCUUCUCUCCAGACGAUUACCCGGCAAACUCGAACGACAGCUUUUGCAGCUCGGACCUGUCGCUGGACGGCAGCAAUUUUGACCAGUUGGACGAUGACGCAGAUUCGUUGUCGCUGAACAACCUGGAGCUGCAGUCCACCAGCUCAUCCGGCAACCAGCACUCGCACUCGAAUCCCCACGACAUGUUGGCCAACCUGAACACCAGCCUGAUUAACCCGAUCGACAAGCUAUAUCUCAUGCAGAACUCGUACUUCAGCUCGGAGCAUUAGGCACGCGUAUCCGUGAAGGCAGCUACA
Molecule: messenger RNA, 1973 nt
Organism: Drosophila subobscura
Lineage: Eukaryota; Metazoa; Arthropoda; Insecta; Diptera; Drosophilidae
Gene: Lmx1a
Product: LIM homeobox transcription factor 1-beta
Exons: 3
Coding region: 123-1946 (607 amino acids)
Biological process (GO): regulation of transcription by RNA polymerase II; neuron differentiation
Cellular component (GO): nucleus
Molecular function (GO): DNA-binding transcription factor activity, RNA polymerase II-specific; RNA polymerase II transcription regulatory region sequence-specific DNA binding
Source: RefSeq, a predicted model, not a curated record